Messenger RNA from Dromaius novaehollandiae (emu), 2099 nucleotides. RefSeq names its product tumor protein p63 regulated 1 like (gene TPRG1L). The transcript is spliced from 5 exons. NCBI's taxonomy places the organism in Eukaryota, Metazoa, Chordata, Aves, Casuariiformes, Dromaiidae. The record is from RefSeq and is a predicted model, not a curated record. The coding region runs from base 59 to 898 and encodes 279 amino acids. Gene Ontology annotation, cellular component: synaptic vesicle; cytoplasm.
UCCUCCCCGCACCGCGCCCCGCCCCGGAAGGCGGCGAGAGCGCAGCGCGGCGGCGGCGAUGCUGCAGCUCCGCGACUCGGUGGAGGGCGGCGCGGCCGGGGGCCCCGCGGCGGCGGCGCUGCUGGUGCCGGCCGGGGCCGGGGCCGGGGCCGGGGCCGGGGCCCCCUCGGCGCUGCCCGCCGCCCCCGGCGACCUGCUGCCGCCGCGGCAGAGGCUGCGGCCGCUCAGCGUGCGCACCGCCAGCCGCGCCGGGCGCCUCAAGGAGUACUUCGUGUUCCGGCCCGGCACCAUAGAGCAGGCCGUCAGCGAGAUCCGCGCCGUGGUGAUGCCGGCCGAGGACGGCCCGGUGCAGAGCGUGUGGCUGCUCACCGAAAUCGACCACUGGAACAACGAGAAGGAGCGUCUCGUUCUCAUCACAGAUUGGUCCCUUCUGAUCUGUAAAUAUGACUUCAUUAGCCUGCAGUGCCAGCACGUGACAAGAAUAUCACUCAACGCAGUUGAUACCAUCUCUGUAGGGGAGUUUGAGUUCCCACCUAAGUCUCUGAACAAGCGAGAAGGUAUUGGUAUCAGAAUUCAGUGGGACAAGCAGAGUCGUGCCUCCUUCAUAAAUCGGUGGAAUCCGUGGUCCACAAAUGUUCCGUACGCCACGUUCACCGAACAUCCAAUGGCAGAUGCCGAUGAGAAGAUUGCAUCCCUUUGCCUGCUGGAAAACUUUAAGACUCAACUAAUUCAAGCUGUGAAGAAAGCCCAUAAGGAGUCACCAUUGCCAGGAAGAGCUAAUGGAGUUCUAGUGCUGGAGCGUCCUCUCCUGAUUGAGACUUACCUGGGAUUGAUGUCCUUCAUCAACAACGAGGCGAAACUUGGCUACUCCAUGACAAGAGGCAAAAUUGGAUUUUAAGAUUUGUUGCGUCUAAUGUUUUCAAAGCAGAGCUAUUUGAAAUUAGUCUCCUGGAGAGAGCACACUGUGUGGCAGAAUACUCAAUAAUCAAAAUGAAGUUAUGGGAAUAAAAGCAGUUGGUUGCAGAACCAUCAGUUCACAUAAGUAUUGUGAUUAUUAUUAUAAAGAUUGCUAGAAUGCACAUCAGAUUAGCCUGAAGUGGACACAAGGUAGCAUCAUUCUUGUAUUUUGCAUCUAAUUUUCAAUUCUUACUGGUUCAUAUGCAAGGCUAGUGAACAGCGGUAGUUCCUCUUCCGUCUCUAGCUAUACGCUCUUCCCUGUUAACUAAAUGUGACUGGUCUCUGCUACAGACACUCCACGCAAACAUCCAGGAUACAAUAGCAUGUUCAUGCCAUAUUACAGUUGUAUCCCUAUGUACAAGCUCAAAUCAUGUGGUGUGCUUGGGAUUGAUUUGUACUGUUCAGAGAGGUAUUAGUGGCUCAAGAUUACUGUAAUCUUAACAUUUGGUUAAUUCCAUAUCAGGAAAUUUAAGCUGUCAGUCAUUCUUUAGCAAAACACUGAGUCAGCAAGUUUGGUUAAAGCUGUACUGUUACACCAUCUCAAAAACAGCAUACUUGAACUAUUACUUUAUAAACUGAAGUACAUGGCUGAGUAUAAUUAGCUUUUUGUAAUAGAUUCAGUUUUGAGAGGGAGGCUAACUUGCAAGUUUCUCACAUACAGUUUCUUGCUGCAACCAUAUAAUAAAGACAUCUUGAAACAACAUAGCCAAAAGCCUCACAAACACAUUUGCCUUCAAAGUUAUUAUUUACACAAAACUGUUUAUAACUUAAAGAAAUUCUACUUUGAUUAGAUUUAUAUUCUUAGCAAUUUUUCUUAAAUCUUCUCUAGUUUGGGACAACAGCAGAGCAGGACUUUCUAAUGGAGACAGAUAAAACUAAGCACUGUACAUCAAUUUGGAUUUACUUAAUCUUGCACUUAACCUCAUACAAAUCUUGAGAACGGAAUCAGUUUCAGAGGCAGCAUAAGAGAUAUUACAACCAGAAUUGCUCGUGAGGUUAUUGUAACAAGCUUUUUCACUGUGUAUGACCUUCUACGUGUCAUUUUACCAUUGCAUUUCUCUGCUACUGUAAUGCUGAAUAAAAUUCUGUGCAGCAGUGGUAUUUUUCCUGAACUUAAAUAAAGUAGAUGUAUGUUUCUGAAA